AUGGUCUCUUCUCGGCCCUCAGUCCAGACCGAUUCAAGUAGCGGCUCUUCGUCUCAGAAGUACUACAACGCGUCAUCCUAUGCUCAGCAGGGCAGAGGGUACAACGGUCGCAUGCCAGCGGCACCGCUGCUCACUGAUGAUGACGAUGAAGACGACUACCUUUACUCUGACAAGGGUCUCGACCGUCAUUCUGGCUCGUGUAUCAGUAUCCGCGGACUGCUCAACGUCUUGACUCUGAUCUUGCUAGCCAUGGGCUUGCUUGCACUUUUCCUCGGAUACCCGCUCGUCGUGGUCUUGAGCAAAGUCUUUGACAGCAUCGAUAUCAAUCGCACAAGUCCUGAACGGCUCACAGCUCUUUCGCAACGCGGCUUGAUUGAUCCCGACACUCCACAGGCAGCGAUGCGGCGCAGAUCCCCCGUCGACGGCUCCGACUGGCACCUCGUCUUUUCCGACGAGUUCAACGAGGAAGGCCGUUCCUUCUAUCCCGGUGAUGAUCCGUACUGGGAAGCAGUCGAUCUCUGGUACUGGGGAACGGGCGACUACGAAUGGUACUCUCCCGAAGCCGUCAACACCACCGGUGGAGCCCUCAUCAUCUCCGUCGAAGAGAGAGAGACCAACAACAAGAACUUCCGCUCCGGCAUGAUCCAAAGUUGGAACAAGGUGUGCUUCCAGGGUGCCUACUACGAGAUCUCGGCUCGUCUGCCUGGUUCUGCAACCGCCCCCGGCUUGUGGCCCGGUCUCUGGACACAGGGCAACCUGGGCCGUCCCGGAUACGGUGCGACUAACGAAGGCAUGUGGCCCUACUCCUACCAAGGCUGCGACACGGGCGCUUUGCCCAACCAGACGUACGUUAACGGUACCGGACCACCCGCGGCACUCAACGCCAACGGUCUCUUCUCGGCUAGCUACAACAAUGAGCUCUCUUGGCUCCCCGGUAUGCGAUUCACUUCGUGCAACUGCCCUGGCACCGAGCAUCCCGGCCCUAACCGCAACAUCGCGCGUUCCGCACCCGAGCUCGAUAUCCUGGAGGCCAAGAUCGCUGUCGGCCAAGGACAUGGUGAGACCUCCCAAUCUCUUCAAAUGGCACCGUUCGACGUCGAUUAUUUCUACGGCAACAGCACCGCUCGUGGCGAUGUCCGCAUCUGGGACGCCAACACCCGUCUCAACGACUACAAGGGUGGUGCUAUCCAGGAAGCCGUUUCCGCGCUCAGUGAUGUACCCCCUGUUGCAUACGAACUCUCUCCCAAUGGGCGUUACAUGACCUUUGGUGUCGAGUACGAUCCCGAUUGGAACGAAGAUGGACAAGCCUCGGUCACCUGGUACAUGGACGGCAGACCUACGUGGACGCUGAACGGUCAGGCCAUCGGACCCGUACCCGAACUAGAUAUCAGCCAACGUCUGAUUCCCACCGAGCCCAUGUUCAUGAUUCUCAACGUAGCCAUCUCCGAGUCCUUCCAGGUACCGGACUUUGAUCUGCUCAGAUUCCCGGCUCACAUGGCGAUCGACUACGUUCGCGUAUAUCAGAGGGACGGUCAACCUGACCGUGUCGGUUGCGAUCCUGCAAACCGACCAACCUACGACUACAUCCAAAACAACCUGGACAUGUACUUCAACGCCAAUCUCAGCACCUAUGAUAAAGCGAAGAUUCCACGAAAUAGAUUGCAAGGAUGCUAA
Molecule: messenger RNA, 1674 nt
Organism: Pseudozyma hubeiensis SY62
Lineage: Eukaryota; Fungi; Basidiomycota; Ustilaginomycetes; Ustilaginales; Ustilaginaceae
Product: glycoside hydrolase
Exons: 1
Coding region: 1-1674 (557 amino acids)
Biological process (GO): fungal-type cell wall organization; (1->6)-beta-D-glucan biosynthetic process
Cellular component (GO): endoplasmic reticulum membrane; plasma membrane
Molecular function (GO): glucosidase activity
Source: RefSeq, a predicted model, not a curated record